This is a messenger RNA of Closterium sp. Naga37s-1, 2052 nucleotides long. The record is from the annotation of a GenBank genome assembly. NCBI's taxonomy places the organism in Eukaryota, Viridiplantae, Streptophyta, Zygnematophyceae, Desmidiales, Closteriaceae.
AUGGCACAUUGGUCGGACUGGAUUGGCUUUCCUCCCUCACCGCCCUGCACACGCUGUAUGCUCGCCCUGCCACCCGUGCUCGCCCUGCCACCCAUGCUCGCCCUGCCAUCCAUCCUCGCCCUGCCGCCCAUACUCGCCCUGCCACCCAUACUCGCCCUGCCACCCAUCCUCGCCCUGCCGCCCAUACUCGCCCUGCCACCCAUGCUCGCCCUGCUACCCAUGCUCGUCCAGGAAGACAUGUCAUUGCGCAUGCUGUUGGCUUUCCACUCAUUCCUUCCUUUAGCCGUGGUGCACGCCACAUUGUGCCCGCAACUCAUGCUCACUGCGCCAACUCAUGCCCACUGCGCCAACUCAUGCCCACUGCGCCAACUCAUGCCCACUGCGCCAACUCAUGCACACUGCGCCAACUUUUGCCCACUGCGCCAACUCAUGCCCACUGCGCCAACUUUUGCCCAUGCAUACGUGCAUGCCACACUGCCCUCCUGCCACCAGGAGUCUGAUUGGCUUGGCAGAAUUCAUAGGGGACUUGUCCUCCCUGCACAUUCUUUCUCAAUUGCAAAGCCUUCAAGAUCUCUGGUCCUCGCUGGUCAAUUUGGCGGACCUGUGAGUUACUGCUUGUGCUGCCAUCCUUCCUUCCAUGCCGUCCUUCCUUCCAUGCCGUCCUUCCUUCCAUGCCAUCCUUCCUUCCAUGCCAUCCUUCCUUCCAUGCCGUCCUUCCUUCCAUGCCGUCCUUCCUUCCAUGCCGUCCUUCCUUCCAUGCCAUCCUUCCUUCCAUGCCGUCCUUCCUUCCAUGCCGUCCUUCCUUCCAUGCCAUCCUUCCUUCCAUGCCAUCCUUCCUUCCAUGCCAUCCUUCCUUCCAUGCCAUCCUUCCUUCCAUGCCGUCCUUCCUUCCAUGCCAUCCUUCCUUCCAUGCCAUCCUUCCUUCCAUGCCAUCCUUCCUUCCAUGCCAUCCUUCCUUCCAUGCCGUCCUUCCUUCCAUGCCAUCCUUCCUUCCAUGCCGUCCUUCCUUCCAUGCCGUCCUUCCUUCCAUGCCAUCCUUCCUUCCAUGCCAUCCUUCCUUCCAUGCCAUCCUUCCUUCCAUGCCAUCCUUCCUUCCAUGCCGUCCUUCCUUCCAUGCCAUCCUUCCUUCCAUGCCAUCCUUCCUUCCAUGCCAUCCUUCCUUCCAUGCCAUCCUUCCUUCCAUGCCGUCCUUUCUUCCAUGCCAUCCUUCCUUCCAUGCCGUCCUUCCUUCAAUGCCAUCCUUCCUUCCAUGCCAUCCUUCCUUCCAUGCCAUCCUUCCUUCCAUGCCGUCCUUCCUUCCAUGCCAUCCUUCCUUCCAUGCCGUCCUUCCUUCCAUGCCGUCCUUCCUUCCCGUCCUUCCUUCCAUGCCAUCCUUCCUUCCAUGCCGUCCUUCCUUCCAUGCCGUCCUUCCUUCCAUGCCAUCCUUCCUUCCAUGCCAUCCUUCCUUCCAUGCCAUCCUUCCUUCCAUGCCAUCCUUCCUUCCAUGCCAUCCUUCCUUCCAUGCCGUCCUUCCUUCCAUGCCAUCCUUCCUUCCAUGCCGUCCUUCCUUCCAUGCCGUCCUUCCUUCCAUGCCGUCCUUCCUUCCAUGCCAUCCUUCCUUCCAUGCCGUCCUUCCUUCCAUGCCAUCCUUCCUUCCAUGCCGUCCUUCCUUCCAUGCCGUCCUUCCUUCCCGUCCUUCCUUCCAUGCCAUCCUUCCUUCCAUGCCGUCCUUCCUUCCAUGCCGUCCUUCCUUCCAUGCCAUCCUUCCUUCCAUGCCAUCCUUCCUUCCAUGCCAUCCUUCCUUCCAUGCCGUCCUUCCUUCCAUGCCAUCCUUCCUUCCAUGCCAUCCUUCCUUCCAUGCCGUCCUUCCUUCCAUGCCGUCCUUCCUUCCAUGCCGUCCUUCCUUCCCGUCCUUCCUUCCAUGCCAUCCUUCCUUCCAUGCCGUCCUUCCUUCCAUGCCGUCCUUCCUUCCAUGCCAUCCUUCCUUCCAUGCCAUCCUUCCUUCCAUGCCGUCCUUCCUUCCAUGCCGUCCUUUCUGCCAUGCACCGUUCUGUUCAUGAUGACACUCUCUAG